This is a messenger RNA of Corticium candelabrum, 935 nucleotides long. RefSeq names its product tRNA 2'-phosphotransferase 1-like. Bases 30 to 689 code for a protein of 219 amino acids. The transcript is spliced from 7 exons. Lineage: Eukaryota; Metazoa; Porifera; Homoscleromorpha; Homosclerophorida; Plakinidae. The record is from RefSeq and is a predicted model, not a curated record. Gene Ontology annotation, molecular function: tRNA 2'-phosphotransferase activity. Gene Ontology annotation, biological process: tRNA splicing, via endonucleolytic cleavage and ligation.
UUCUUGAGUACGUAGUUUCUUUUACAGUUAUGGCAGAAAAGAAACCAGGACGGUCUGUACACAGUCGACUGAGUGGUCUUGAUAUUAAACUCUCUAAAAGCCUUUCCUACAUUUUGAGACAUGGAGCGGAAAAAGAGGGUAUUCGACUUGACGAAGGUGGGUUUGCAUUCGUAGACGAUAUUUUGGCUCGACCACAUCUUAAACGAUUUACAUUCACUGAUGUGGAAAGAGUUGUUGCUGACAAUGAUAAACAGAGAUUCUCUCUGAUUAUCGACAAGGACACGGGCAGAUCUAAAAUCAGAGCAAAUCAAGGUCACACACUGGAGAUACCAGACCUUGAGCUCAUUCCUCUUACAAAGCCCAAAGAAGUUCCAAUUGCAGUACAUGGCACAUAUCUGAGAUCUUGGGAAAUGAUUAGGGUACAGGGACUAUCUCGAAUGAAGCGUAACCACAUCCAUCUAGCUCCAGGAGAGCCAGGCGAGUCUGGUGUUAUUAGCGGCAUGCGGAGCAGUUGUGAGGUUCUUAUUGGUAUCGAUACAGCAAAAGCUCUAGAAGCUGGAAUCAAAUUCUUCAAGUCAGCAAACAAUGUAAUUUUGUCUCCUGGCAAUGAAAAAGGUCUCAUUCCACCAGAAUUCUUCAGAACAGCUGUCAGACUAAAAGGGCAAACUAGAGAACAGUUGGAGUUCUAGUUGCUACAUGCAAGUCUAUCAGCUGCCACUCUUGUCAACAAUAUUAAUGACAAAUUAAUAAUAACAUAAUAAUACAAUAGUUUGGGCUGUUAUCACUGCGAACAAUCAAUUCUGAGAACAAAUUUCCACAGUUCUACCUACCUACAUAUACUUGCCCGGUAUAAAAUUCCUGGCCGAGAUGUGAUUACUUUAGCUUAUAGUUGGUUCAUCAAGCAUCAUUAUAUUAUAAAUAACCUUCAUCAACAA